This is a messenger RNA of Rhagoletis pomonella (apple maggot), 2660 nucleotides long. RefSeq names its product 2-(3-amino-3-carboxypropyl)histidine synthase subunit 1-like. Lineage: Eukaryota; Metazoa; Arthropoda; Insecta; Diptera; Tephritidae. Gene Ontology annotation, molecular function: 2-(3-amino-3-carboxypropyl)histidine synthase activity. The transcript has 2 exons. Gene Ontology annotation, biological process: protein histidyl modification to diphthamide. The record is from RefSeq and is a predicted model, not a curated record. The coding region runs from base 850 to 2244 and encodes 464 amino acids.
GUGACGGCUUUGACUCAUGUUUUAACAUUUGUCCGCGUGCAUUGUGUUCAUUUUGGCAAUAUUUCGCGAAUUAUUUAUAGAAAUCGCAGCAUUAAUUUUUAAUUUAUCUAAUGAAAACUGCAAGCAAAUAAAAAAUAAAGGAAUAUUCAUGCUUUGUCGUGUCAUUGCGUUAAAAAUUUCAUUUUAAUUACUAAAUACAAACAGCUGAUUCCACAAGUUGCUUCGUUUUCAGGUGCCUACGUGACUCAUGAACAUGUGCCAAUGGUGGUAAAGGCAUUGUCGACAGCAAUAAAAAAAACAACAAAUGGAAAGGCAUUGAGGGUAGACGGAAAGUGCACCACCAAAGCGAACCAUAGAAAAUUAACGGCAGGCAAGUCAAUCGUCAAUCGUGCAGCAAGCAGGGCGAAGCGCACGAGUAUUUCUUGCAAAAUUUAAAUAAAAGUUUGUUGGUAAAGUGCAUUUACAAAAGCUGAACAAAUUUAGAAAUGUUAUAAAAUAUUCCUCCACCAAAGUGUUAAUUAAUAAAGUAGCUGGACAAGAGUAAUACGCACUUAUAAACAGUGAUAAGGUUGGUUCAGUUGUGAGAAGCAGCAAAAAUUAUUUGUAAAAUUUAGACAAAAAGUGCAAAGAUUCAUUAAAUAAAGCGUGAAGCACCAAAUAAAAAUAAAAAAACGGAGUUGAGCCGACGGUUAAUGCAACAAAGGUCGCUAAAUUUUACUAGAAAUUACAUCAGGCGACGUAGAUAUAUGUAAAUAGAUUAAUAAUUAAAAAACGAACAUCGCGUGAACUGCCGCAAGCCAAAGCCACAAAAAAUAAUAAAGCAGCAAAGAAACUUGAACACCAAGCACCAUGUUGGAUGUAAUGCAACCAGUCAACAUGGAUUUAUCAUCCAAAGCCGCCGUCACAAGCCACCCCGCGAAUAAUGAAAUCGUAGUGGUGCGUGCCAAACCGAAGAAGGUGUUCAAGCCAAAAGCGCGCAUCAAUCGCAUACCUCAAUCUUUGCUUGAUGAUCCAGUGCUGCAGAAGGCCAUCGAUCGGCUGCCCUCCAACUACAACUUUGAGUUGCACAAAACCAUCUGGCGCAUACGUGAAAUGAAAGCUAAACGAGUAGCGCUCCAGCUGCCUGAGGGUUUGCUCAUGUAUUCAAUGAUUAUAAGCGAUAUAAUUCAACGCUUUACUGAUGCCGAUACUGUCAUCAUGGGCGAUGUUACUUAUGGCGCCUGUUGCGUCGACGAUUACACAGCUAAGGCUUUGGGCGCCGAAUUAUUGGUGCAUUAUGGUCACAGCUGUCUCAUACCUGUCGAUCAGACGAGCGAUAUUAAAGUGCUGUAUGUUUUUGUCGAUAUCAAAAUCGAUCCAUUACAUUUUAUCGAUUCCGUCAAGUUGAAUUUCAAACCAACUAAUGGUCAGAUAGCACUGGUGAGCACUAUACAAUUUGUGACUACAUUACAAGCAGCAUCGACUGAACUGAAGGCAGCUGGUUAUGAUGUUAUUGUGCCGCAAGCGAAACCCUUAAGCCCUGGCGAAAUAUUGGGUUGCACCUCGCCCGACUUGCCGUCCAGCACUAAGCAGCUAAUUUAUCUCGGUGACGGACGCUUCCAUUUAGAGUCAGCCAUGAUUGCGAAUCCCACUUUGAAGGCGUAUAAAUAUGAUCCCUAUGAAAAGAAAUUCACAAUCGAAGAGUAUGAUCAUCGUCAAAUGCAAUCGAUACGUUACCGAGAAAUCGAACGCGCCAGAGCAGCCAAGAAAUUCGGUAUAAUAGUGGGGACUUUGGGGCGUCAAGGGAGUAGUCGUGUACAUCGAUUCCUCGAAAAGCGUUUACACCUCAAAGGUUAUGCAACGACAACAAUUUUGCUCUCAGAGAUCUUUCCACAAAAGUUAGCACUCUUCACCGACAUUGACGCAUUCGUGCAGAUCGCUUGUCCACGUCUCUCGAUCGAUUGGGGCUCUGCAUUCGCUAAACCACUCCUGAAUCCAUAUGAAUUGUCUGUUGUGCUUGGUGAUGUGGAAUUUACACCUCAUAACACUGCACCAAAAACUAAUGCAUAUCCCAUGGAUUUUUAUGCAACCGGCAGUCUGGGUCCAUGGACACCCAAUUUCAAACCGCCAGCAGUGGGGGAAUGCGAUAAUAAACCGUCCGAAGCGUGUUGCGGUCGCUGUGUGCGUGCCGAAUUGGAAAAGGACGACAGCGAUGCAGCGCGUGCGGCUACAAUAGAAGACAUUUUGGAUUUCAAGAAGGGAUAAGCGAACAAAUAUCGUAGACUACAUUUUUAAAUAUACAUAAACAAAAGCAAAGGGGUUAAAAAUAAAGAAGCUUAGGUUUAGUUAGUUUAGCACAUUAUUGUGAUGUUAUUCUUUUAAAUAGGGAAAGAGAGAAGAAACACAAUGAGUUAACUGAAUCCAUAAUAAUUAAGCUUGCAUAAGUGUUGGUAAACUUAUAAAGCUACAAACUCCUUUUGUAAAUGUGUAAUUUAUCACUGCUGCUAUGUUUUAACGCGUUUACUAUUUAAAUUUUGCUUAAUAUUUUUAUGUUUAUACAUAUUUAACAUUUUAGUAUGUAUUCUUGUACCUUAAGUUACGAAUAUAUUGUAGCAUUUUGAUUUAGUUAGCUUCAUUUAUUUAAUGCUUAGUAAGGUUUUUUUUAAUAAAAAGUUUUGGCA